GAAUACAGAGGGAUGUAUUUCUACAGAGCUACUUCUCCAUUAGCCUACUUGCUCGUGGGCAUCUCAGAGUUUGAGAGGCUAAAACUUUAGGAUGAAGAAGGGACCUUGGCUAGACUACUCCAUGGGGCGCCCCCGGUUCACCCCACAUCAUUUGUUAUCUACUGCUUUUAUGAAACAGAGAAGAAUGGGGCUGAAUGACUUCAUUCAGAGGCUGGCCACUAGCAACUCCUACACCUGCAAACAUCCUGAGGUUCAGUCCAUCCUCAACUUGGCUCCCCAACAACAGGAGGCUGAACUCAUGAACGCAAACCCCUCUCCCCCUCCCAGUCCCUCCCAGCAGAUUAACCUGGGCCCGUCCUCCAACCCCACAGCCAAGCCCAGUGACUUCCACUUCCUGAAGGUGAUAGGGAAGGGUAGCUUCGGGAAGGUCCUCCUGGCCAGGCACCGAACAGACGACCAGUUCUACGCUGUUAAGGUGCUGCAGAAGAAGGCCAUCCUGAAGAAGAAAGAGGAGAAACACAUCAUGUCUGAGAGGAACGUCCUGUUGAAGAACAUUAAACACCCCUUCCUGGUGGGUCUACACUACUCCUUCCAGACCGCUGAUAAACUCUACUUUGUACUGGACUACAUUAACGGAGGAGAGUUGUUCUACCAUCUUCAGAGGGAGCGGUGUUUCCUGGAGCCCCGGGCCAGGUUCUAUACAGCGGAGAUCGCCAGCGCCCUAGGCUACCUCCACUCUCUAAACAUUGUGUACAGAGACCUGAAGCCUGAGAAUAUUCUACUGGACUCACAAGGUCACAUCAUUCUCACGGACUUCGGGCUCUGCAAGGAGAACAUAGAACAGAACGGAACCACGUCAACGUUCUGUGGAACUCCAGAGUACCUAGCUCCAGAGGUGUUACACAAGCAGCCGUAUGACAGGACGGUUGACUGGUGGUGUUUAGGAGCCGUGCUUUAUGAGAUGCUGUAUGGCCUGCCUCCGUUCUACAGCCGUAACACAGCAGAGAUGUAUGACAACAUCCUGAACAAACCCCUGCAGCUCAAACACAACAUCUCUAACGCUGCAAGGCACAUACUGGAGGGACUGCUGCAGAAAGACCGCACACACCGACUGGGACACAGCCACGACUUCGAGGAGAUCAAGAACCACAUGUUCUUCUCCCCCAUCAACUGGGAUGACCUGACCGCUAAGAAGCUCACCCCCCCUUUCAACCCAAAUGUGACGGGCCCUAACGAUCUUCGUCACUUUGACCCAGAGUUCACAGAGGAGCCCGUCCCCUCUUCCAUUGGCUGUUCCCCUGACUCCUCCCUCAUCACUGCCAGCAUCACAGAGGCAGCCGAGGCCUUCCUAGGGUUCUCCUACGCACCCUCCAUGGACUCAUACCUGUAGGAUAUCAUACCUAUAGACCAGAACCUAUAGGACAAUGUAUAGAGUCUUAACUAUAGACACACCCUCUAUGUACUCCUACCUAUAGGACAUCAUGUGGACUCCUACCUACAGUGGCUUGCGAAAGUAUUCACCCCCCUUGGCAUUUUUCCUAUUUUGUUGCCUUACAACC
This is a messenger RNA of Coregonus clupeaformis (lake whitefish), 1559 nucleotides long. RefSeq names its product serine/threonine-protein kinase Sgk1. The coding region runs from base 92 to 1390 and encodes 432 amino acids. Gene Ontology annotation, biological process: protein phosphorylation. NCBI's taxonomy places the organism in Eukaryota, Metazoa, Chordata, Actinopteri, Salmoniformes, Salmonidae. The record is from RefSeq and is a predicted model, not a curated record. The transcript is spliced from 10 exons. Gene Ontology annotation, molecular function: ATP binding; protein serine/threonine kinase activity.